Xyrauchen texanus (razorback sucker) is the source of this 1276-nucleotide messenger RNA. RefSeq names its product retinoschisin-like. The transcript has 6 exons. Lineage: Eukaryota; Metazoa; Chordata; Actinopteri; Cypriniformes; Catostomidae. The record is from RefSeq and is a predicted model, not a curated record. The coding region runs from base 68 to 763 and encodes 231 amino acids.
CUGUGGAUUACAGUAAUCCAGACCCUUUUAAUAUCAGUGCUGUCCACCAUUUGAAAAAUAAGCUAUCAUGGAGUACAGACUGCAGCACAUGCUACUGUUGGCCAUCCUGCUGGUGACUCAAGGUUUUGUUGGGCUGAAAGCUCAAGAGGACGGUGAGGACAAUGACACAUGGGCUGGGAAAACCUGCAAGUGUGAAUGUGAUGAUCUGUCGAGCAAGCUGCCUUCCAAAGGUUUCCGAUCAAACUGGGCACAGGAGACGGACUGCAUUCCAGAGUGCCCUUACCAUAAACCUCUGGGGUUCGAGGCUGGAUCUGUGACUGAAGAUCAGAUCAGCUGCUCUAAUGAAGACCAGUACACAGGCUGGUUCUCCUCGUGGACUGCAAACAAGGCGAGGCUCAACAGCCAAGGAUUCGGGUGUGCUUGGCUGUCUAAGUUCCAGGACACCAACCAGUGGCUUCAAAUUGACCUUAAGGAAGUCAAAGUGGUUUCUGGUAUCCUGAUUCAGGGCCGUUGUGACUCUGAUGAGUGGAUUACAAAGUACAGUGUGCAGUACCGCACCAAUGAGAAUCUCAGUUGGAUCUACUACAAGGACCAGACUGGAAACAACAGGGUCUUCUACGGAAACUCUGACCGCUCGUCCACAGUCCAGAACCUCCUGCGCCCACCUAUAAUAGCACGUUACAUCCGUAUCAUCCCGUUGGGCUGGCACACCCGCAUAGCCAUCCGCAUGGAGCUGCUACUUUGCAUGAAUAAAUGCACUUGAUCUGGUGCACGCCACCUGACUAUAUCCUGUACCACCCCUUUCUUGUCCCACAACAUGCCAGAGUGAACAUCAAUGCCCAAUCACUGCACACACUCUAAUUAAAAAUAACUUUUUAUUAUUAUCAUGAAGUAUCUGAUAUUUGUCCAAGAAAUGAUAUUAAUUUCAUGUGUUUAUGAGUUACAUUCAUUAUGUGUUUGAGUUGCUUUCCUUUUCUGUAAAUAUAAAGACAUGUUUUUGCGUCUUUUUGUAUUCAGUUUAAGAACGAAAAAUAUUAAAGUUUUCUGCUUUGACAAAUCAUAUGUAGAAGGGGGGCGUCCAUUGCAAGGCCAAAAGUGGCCACUCUCGAGAUGCAAAAGUAGCUUACAGAUCUGAGGAGAAAUGGGAGAUCUCGUGGAAGUGUUAAAUGUUGUGUCGUGUUGUGUUUUCUCAUGUGGUUUGUAAGAAUGACGUGGAGUGUCCUUUUUGUAUUAACUUUAACUUGUGUUUGUAGCUCACUCAAGAAAUGCCCUUGAA